Molecule: messenger RNA, 1014 nt
Organism: Sclerotinia sclerotiorum 1980 UF-70
Lineage: Eukaryota; Fungi; Ascomycota; Leotiomycetes; Helotiales; Sclerotiniaceae
Exons: 5
Coding region: 1-1014 (337 amino acids)
Source: RefSeq, a predicted model, not a curated record
AUGUAUAGUUCCACAGUACUCUGCGAAAUCCAGAUGGUGACUCCAGGUUACUACUCUGAGCAGGAACCUACCUUUCGUAGUGCCAGAGAUGCCGAAAACGCAAGAUCCGAUGCAGCGGCGAAGAGAAUGGCAGACCGUGUUACCAUUGCAAAAACUCCAGCUCAGAACCAUGCAAUCCCUUCCAACACCCCUUACAACUACUAUCAAACUUCACAAAACUUCAACCUGGGCCCAGACAAUAUGAACUAUCGACAGGCCAAUUACUCGAACUAUGGUUAUCAAGGAACCAAAUUUCUGGGUCUUUCUUAUGACAACUUCACUGAAGAACCCGCUGACUUUAACCUGUCAAACUCAACCUCAUUUCAGGUUACAGGACAAGAUCCGGUUUCUGUUUCCAGUUACCCAGCUCAAAACAAUGGGCGCUCACGCGUAAAUCCUCCUGCCCCAUUGUACAUGGAUUCAGAAGCUGCUGGAAGUUAUAAUCAGAAUACAUACCAAAGCUAUAACGCGCGCUCAAUGGUUGAUUCGGACUCAAAGAAUUUCUGUGUCACCAAUUCUGCUUGUCUACCGCCAUAUGGAACUGUGAACGCAGCCGUCACUUCACAGACUGCGCUCAACACCGCCAAUGACUCCGGGAGGCUACAACUCCCAUAUCCGAGUAUGAACAGACAAUACAGAUCCGCGAAUGAUGGCAAUUCGAGUGCGCAGAGCUCACUGCAUCCAUAUGGGUUCGUGAACUCAAACAUGGAUGGCUCUGGAAAAAUGAACGGGACUUCAAUCCAAAUGCCCAUGACGAAUUCUUACAUGGGUGUUCCUACGAGCAGCAGUCAUGAAAUUACAACCGCCGUUGCCAUGUCUGCAUAUCAAUCAGGCCAACAACCGUCUAUGGCACAACAAGAUUCGGAAAUUUAUGAAGCGCCAACUCCCAACAGUAGUCUGUACUACUCUCAAGCCAAUGACUCCGCUGCAGACAUCAAUCACUACGGAACAGCAGCGGCGGCAAUAGCCUACUAA